AAAACAGAGUCUCAUUCGCUCGCUAACCGUCGAGCGUGCGUUAGUUUUGUUUGUUUUCGGGCUCGUCACGUAAGUACAUUGUUUUCUUCCCUCGUGAAACGAAAUUGCAUCGUGUAGUAUCAGGGGCUUUACGCGUCGCGACGAACAAUACUCGCCGGGGUGAAUUUUCCUUCUUUGUGUUAAAUCUGUGAAGCAUCGAAUCUGUUGUGUUUUUAUCUUUUUGACUGUUUUUAUCGAAAAGUGUGAUCAUCGACUUUGUGCGACCAGCCUGUUUUACUUUUGGAAUCAAGGCGAAUCCGACGAACUGGAAGCCACUGAAAACAAUCAUAGCGGAACUUCGAGUUUCAUUUUCAAGAUAUUCGGGGCACGGCAACACGAACCGUACCUGCCAUGUCGGUUCCUAUUUAAGACCAGCAGGAUGUCGACGAGCACCGCCACCGGAGGUGGAGGCGGCGGCGGGGGAGGAGGAGGUAGUGGUGGCGGCGGGGGAGGGGUCGGAGGUGCCCUGACAUUGAUGGGCUGCGUCAGGGAAGCGUCGCCCCCGCCGCAAAAUCAUCAGAAUCAACAUCAUCGAACGCACGGCCUCGGCGAGUACUCGGCACAGAACAGCGUCGAUCCGCUGCCAAAAGAGCCAAAGAAGCGCCGCUUCCAUCCGCUUCGUGGCCUCAGGAGAAUCUUUCGGCGUAAAAGUCGAGGACCUGCGGAUGCUCGAGUGGUCGCCAGCCAUGUUGAUCGAGAUGCGGAACUUGUACGACUUCCGAGGGAAGACAUCACCGACAGACAUCCUGCGGGACGUCCCGAAGAGGCUCGCAGCAGGAGCGCUAGCGAGCUACUCACGGACUCGUGCGAUCGAGACAGCGGGCAAACCGCAUCGAGAAGGUGCAGGUUAACGACAUCCUCCAAGUCGCACCGCUCCUUCAAACACGUGUUCCUCAGGAGGACGGGCAUGGAGGAUUCGUUUGUGAAACUACGAGGAGGAGCCGUAAAAUUGUCCGUUUCGCACGACAGCGUUUUCCCCGGAGAAGUUCCUCACACUCGACCUCUCUCGUCGCUGGCCAGCCUAGCUACCCUCGAGCGGAGGCAAACGAGAAAGAGCAACGAGAUCGAGCACAAGGAGUACAAUCAACACGUCGUGCAGAGGCACAGGAUAUCUCUUCGGGUGCUCGAGCAAAUAAAGACGGUCAUAGAGAACCGGAAUCAGCUAGCCUCGGCGACCUCCUCGGAUACCACGAGCACCAUACACGCUGUCGGUGAACGUUAUCAGCAGGAAACCGCCGAGAAUCGUUUCAUCGGCUUCGAGAAGCAGAAUAAGAACGGAGAAGAAAAUCAAGCGAAGGGCUCAAAAUCGCCAAAGGACACGAUCGAUCAUAUUAUACCUGUGGCCAAAGAAGAUUUACCGCAACUGGAAAGCGCCAGUUUGAACCAUACAGCGGCACAUCACCGAAUUGCGGUUCGACCCAAAAACCGGAGGCCUCCGAGGCGUACUGGCUCUCAAGCUGCCAACACAUCCACGUCGACGAUCACGACCAUAGCGGAGGAUUCGUUGGACAGCUUGGACCAGCAAACGGUCAGCGUGAACAGCAAUGCGUCUUCACCGACUGAACCGAAGAACGUGUCUAUCACGAGGAAAUCUUCGAGUAGAUUGUCGCGUACGUCGGACAUUUUCGAGCAACUGGAAGCUAAACUUCCUAGAAAGCCACCUAGCGUGGCCUCUUUGUCCCCGGACAGCCUGGACGCCGUGACUACCUCGAGAGCGAGUGUCGAGGUGAACGACGACUUGGAGAAGCAGCCAGAAGUUCGAUCGAUCGUCAGGAAAGCGUCGAAUCGAACACCAAAGAAUACUGAGAUGUUCGAAGAGCUGGAAUCGAAGCUACCUCGAAGGAGAUCCUCCAACAGAUUGUCGAAAUCGCCUGACAGUCUAGAAGUGGCUCCCAGUUGGUUCUCCAAAUCUACGGAAGGCUUCGACAAAUUAAUGGAGUACGAACAAGCAAAACCCGUGACUCGAAGACUGCUAAACCCAAUCUCGAAGUCGAUCGAUCGCGUGUCCAAGUCUUCCGACAGCCUAGAAGCGAUAGAGGCGUUAGCCAGCGACGAAUCCAUCGAGCGUAGGAGGAGCAGCUUCGAGUUGCGCGCUCGCAGAUCUUCCAAGAACAUAUCAAAGUCGUCGGAGAAUUUCGAGGUUCUGGAACAAACGCAGAUUGGAACGGAGACUGCUCAAGAACUACAGAAGAGGAGUAGUAUUUCGGAUAUCAAUCUGUCUCGGGGAAGAAGGUUAUCGAAAAGUACGUCCAAGUCGUCGGAGGAUUUCGAGAGGAUCGAGAUAAGCGAGCCGAAAGACGAGGAGGAAAAUAUCGGAGAUAGUUUCGGCAAAUGCUGCAGGAGAUCCUCGAAACGUAUGUCGUCCGAAAGCUCUGACAAUUUGGAAUCGGAUGACAGAUUGGAAAACAGGAGAAUCAGAAGAACACCAAAAAGAAUACCGAGCACCAGUUACGUGGACAUCGUCCCAACGGACGAUGGAGAGGAAGAGAAAAGACCGAUCAUGGUUAGGAAACCAGCCAGGCUUCAGAAAUCGUCUGAAAGCUCGGAGCUUGGCAGUACAGAUACGUUGGAUUCUGAGAGGAGGAAUAAGUCGUCGGAGAGUACCGAAACUCUGGAUAGUUUGGAGAGAGAUUUGGAUCAGGAUAGGAAACACGAAGAUCUCGCGGAUGCUGUUGCGGACAGACGCGACAAAAAUGAUCCUUGGACCAAUAAACCUCUAAUGACGUCGCAUUCGGAACAAAUUUCAAUGGCGGACGGCACGGAGGACUCCAAAUCCUUGAUCUCACCGGACAAAUUCUACUGGCGCCAAUCAUCGGAAUCGAAGGAGAACAUCGACAUUCAUCAAUUAUUAGCCAUCACGAUAGUUACCAGAAUGGCCGACAACGGCAAUAACCAACGAAGCUCUGUGAUUUAUCCUAAGAAAAAGCAACAGAUCACCACGUCACAGCCUACCUCGCCAGUCGCUAAACAAGAAGAUAACAAAAUGAUCUUCGACAAUCUCCUCGUUAGUAAGAACGACGAAGAUUUACAAAAUAUGUUAAACGGCAAUAUAUCCGAAGUAUCCACGGACACGAAGAGUUUCAAGGAGAAACUAAUCAUGUUCGAGAAACUCGGCAAAUGAACACUACACACAUCUACACACGUAAUUAAUUAACAGGCACGCGUUUGAUUGAUUUUCGCCUGUUUAAUGGAAAAAAAGGAUACAUAAGAAGAGAAACUGGUCGAGACUAUGCAAAGCCUUUUUUUCCUAUGUAAACUUUUUUAUAUCUGGAUUUCAUUUGUAGACUGAAUAAGCUGAAGGAAACGAAAUACGAACGAAGACGUUCUACUGGUUAAGACUAUAAGAUGGACAAUAAUGUAAAUUAUUUACUUCAAAUUUUUAUAAUGUUUCUCAUGAGGCGUAUCUUCGUUUCUCACUCGCAAACACCAAAAAAAAAGAAACAAAGGAAAGUGGAAAGGUAAUCAAUAUGUAAAAAGAUUUUAAGUUGGUCCAUGACGAGAAAGUUGUAAGGUCAACGUGUUUAAACAUAAUUACUGGCCGUAAUUACUUGUAAAUCGCGUGUUAUUUAACUUGUUCCGUUGCAAUCGUAUUUUUUCCUCCUUUUUUUUCUACAUGUAACAAAAAUCGCAUACACGAUAAGAUUACCGGUCAUAGCCGAAUGCAGUAUUAGGUGGUGCGCGAUAACGCGAAUCAAUAUACUCGCGUGUCGUGCUUACAAAUUCUUCUCGUGUUAGGAGCUUAGUGUUUCUUGUUGUACAGUAGCUUAGAGUCGUUAAUAAAUGUCGUGUUUCGUUCCACUGUGUAAAUACAAAAAGGAAAAACCCCAUUGCAAAAUUAGGCACGAAUAAAAGGAAUACGAAUAAAGAGAAUAUAUAAAAGAUAAUAUAGAAAAUAUAAUAGUCAACAUGAUUUAAGGAGUGUUUAGUUCAAUGGCCAAAACGAGCCAUUAAGCGAACACAGGGUAUGUUGUUAAACGAAAUCAUAGUUCAAUUAUAUUUAGAGAUGUUGUGGUAAAAUCUUUGGGAAAUGCUGCCUUUCCAUAUCAAUCUAGUAGUUUCUAUGUGUCGACGCCAAACCACGCGAAAUUAACAGAGAUUAUAUUCUGUACUAUUAGAUAUUCGAUCUACUCUUUCCAGAUUUUGAAGAAGCGAUAAUGCUUUAAAUUGUUUUCUUUUUGUAUGAGUAAUACGAUAAACGAAAUGUAUCUUUUGAUUUUAAAUUGAAGAUUGUACGUCUGAGAAUUAUAAAUUCCACGUUGAGAUCAAAAUAAUCCGUGUACGUUCAAAGGGAAACAGUGGAUCAUCGUGGGGUGAAGAAAAGACGUUAGAGCGUAUCGUCUUCAUCACGUAAUACCGCGUGACAAGACAAGAUACUUCUUUCCAGUCUUUUAAGUGCCUUAACGAAGUACCAAGGAAUCGACUGGUUGCGGACAUUGUUGGAUAAAUCGCGCAGAAACGUUUAUCACUUUCCUCCCUAUUGACCACCUCCCCUUUUAGUUUUCUAGUUAACUGUAAAAGUCUCAAACUCCAAAAGAUACGCGUAGAUUGUUAGAUUAAUGAGACAUAAAUAGAGAAUUGAAUUAACCAUCACUAUAACGUAUAAGAACUGGCAUAAUUGAAAGAAGAAUAUAAAUAAAUAAAUAUAUAUAUAUAAAUAAAUACGCGUAUAUAUAAAUAUAAAUAUAAAUAUAUGUAUAUAUACAUAUAUAUAUAUUUAUAUUUGUAUACAUAUUAUAGUAUAUAUAAAUACAUAUAAAUAUAUACAGGCAUAUAAUACAGAAAGAGUAAAAGUCGCCCAUUUUAAUGUAAAUAAAGCUGCCAUCGUAAUUACA
Messenger RNA from Bombus terrestris (buff-tailed bumblebee), 4871 nucleotides. RefSeq lists its product as uncharacterized. The transcript has 13 exons. NCBI's taxonomy places the organism in Eukaryota, Metazoa, Arthropoda, Insecta, Hymenoptera, Apidae. The record is from RefSeq and is a predicted model, not a curated record. Bases 419 to 3160 code for a protein of 913 amino acids.